AUGGUUGAACCAGCUAGAAAAAAGCAGAAGAUCGAUCGUGAUGCUCAUCGCAUAGCGGCUGGGCCAGUGGUGGAGGCCAAGAACACGCUUUAUGUAAGUCAGCUGAACGAAAAGAUUAAUGUGCAACGACUGCGAGUAAAUCUGUUUCUGCUGUUUGCUACGUUUGGAGAGGUGUUGAAGGUGAGCAUGAAUUUCAAGAAACAACGGGGUCAAGCCUUUGUCACCAUGAGGACCAUCGACCAAGCCAGUUUGGCCCAAAUUUCAUUGAAUGGUGAGUUAUUUUUUGAUAAGACUUUGAAAGUAGAGUUCAGUAAGAAUGAAACGAAAACACUAUGA
This is a messenger RNA of Saccharomyces kudriavzevii IFO 1802, 336 nucleotides long. It is a transcript of the gene MSL1, whose product is annotated as U2 snRNP complex subunit MSL1. Lineage: Eukaryota; Fungi; Ascomycota; Saccharomycetes; Saccharomycetales; Saccharomycetaceae. The transcript has a single exon. Gene Ontology annotation, molecular function: RNA binding. The record is from RefSeq and is a predicted model, not a curated record. The coding region runs from base 1 to 336 and encodes 111 amino acids.